Molecule: messenger RNA, 744 nt
Organism: Rhodotorula toruloides NP11
Lineage: Eukaryota; Fungi; Basidiomycota; Microbotryomycetes; Sporidiobolales; Sporidiobolaceae
Product: pathogenesis associated protein pep2
Exons: 8
Coding region: 1-744 (247 amino acids)
Source: RefSeq, a predicted model, not a curated record
AUGCCUCUGCCUCCCGGCGCCGAACCGCCUCUUCCGCCCGCGUCGCUUUCGACGUCGCUCAACUACUCUGCAUCCAAUCCUACGACGCUGCUUGACCGCCUGGCCGUCCGCGAACUCAUGGAGGGCUUCCCUGCUCACCGCGAUGCCUGCGAGUGGAGGAAGAUGAGGGCACUCUUUGCGGAGGAGGAUGCCUAUGUCUUCACGACUUGGAGCGGUGGAGUCCCGAUUGACCGGUUCAUCGAAAUCUCAGAGGCUGGCUUCGCCAAGGGCGUCAAGAUUGCUCACCGGGUCAACGGCGGUACUGUCGACGUCGCUAUCUCGGGACCUGCAGCUGGAAAGCGUGGACUUGGCAAGCUGAAGGCCACAAUCACGCAGCGCUUCACGAUGCCGACAGAAACGGAGGGCGAGACAUGUGAGGUCGACGUCGAGGCUGACUGCCGGCUCUGCUUCUUCGUCGAGAAGAAGGCGAACGGUGAAUGGAAGAAUCACUUCUUCAAGGGUUUCUACGAAAAAGACCGUGCCAUUCCGGUCGACCCUCGACGAAUCCCUCGCUUCGACGACGAGAAGCUUGCAUCGUUCCCUGAAGGCUACCGCUACCUCGCAUACGGUCAGAGCGCUGCGUACAAGAUCAAGCUGGACCUGCCUCAGUCGCGCGGCGAAGAGCACGACAGGUUCUAUGAGUCAUUCAUACACUGGCUGGAAGGCGCGAGUAUCGAGACGAUGAAGCAAGAGCUGGGUGUCUGA